AUGACGAUCACUUCUAGUUGUGGAACCCAUGUUUAUGGAACCCAUAUACCCAUGAGUUCAAAUAUCUACCAAGACCUGGAUUUUCCAGUGAGGAAGAGUUGCGUUCUAUGCAGAGGACAUGGGUUUGGUUAUGAUGCAAAGAGUGAUGAUUACAAGUGUAUACGUAUUUUCAUUUAUUCAGCCGACAUCCAAUCUCAAGUUCACAUCUAUUCAUUCAGAUCAAAUACAUGGAAAUUAAUGCAUAUUCCAUAUAAAUUGAUCACUGAGGCAGACAACUAUGUCCGAGCGCCAAAUGGAGUCUUUUGUAAUGGAGCUCUACAUUGGUUCGCAAGGACAUACGGUUCCUCCAAAGACUUAUUAUUAGCUUUUAAUAUCGGAGACGAGGGAAUCAGAGAAAUUCCACAGCCAGAAAACUUGGGUGUCGAAAAUUUUGGACCCCGUAAACAUGUUGAUGUGUUGGAUAGGUGUAUUUGCAUUCUUUAUAGUAAUUCUACUAUGUUCGAAGUAUGGUUAAUGAAGGAUAUGGGAUGA
Molecule: messenger RNA, 531 nt
Organism: Papaver somniferum (opium poppy)
Lineage: Eukaryota; Viridiplantae; Streptophyta; Magnoliopsida; Ranunculales; Papaveraceae
Product: F-box/kelch-repeat protein At3g23880-like
Exons: 1
Coding region: 1-531 (176 amino acids)
Source: RefSeq, a predicted model, not a curated record